Daphnia magna is the source of this 1415-nucleotide messenger RNA. RefSeq lists its product as uncharacterized. The record is from RefSeq and is a predicted model, not a curated record. Lineage: Eukaryota; Metazoa; Arthropoda; Branchiopoda; Diplostraca; Daphniidae.
CGCCCCCUUUUCUUCAGACUUUUUCUAGCUCUUACGGUAGAAUGUCGUCGCGAAAUUUUUCUCGUGGUCCAAGGGACCCACGUGCCGAACACGUUGAUUCUCGCGUCGACUAUUUCGCAAACGGGCGAUUUUAUGAGUUAGACAGUUGGGAUCGUUCCCGUUCAGUUUUUGAUAAUCGCACUCGUUUCCGCUCGGACGACAGGGAGAGAUUUUGUUACCCUAGCUUUCGUGAGAGAUCGCCUUUGAGGCGUCCACGGUACGUCGAUCCGAAUGUUCAGUAUCCGCCUGUUCAGUAUCCGCCUGUUCGGUAUCUUGACGAGGGCGACAUUCGGGGCCCACCGGCUGAUCAAGACCUUUACAGUGAUCCUGCUAGUGCUUAUGACGCUUAUUUCGAGUGUGACUAUGACCCCCGAUCCUACCCGACUCACAGUGAAGCUAAGCCAGAGGAUGAGUAUUACAGUGAUACCCCAAGAGAAGACGACUGGGCUGAGUACGAUCACGCGGGGGCAAUUGAUCGCGGUCGCCCUUGGCGCCCGCAAACUGGCGUUCGUUUUACGACGGAUCAGUCGCCGAUAUCCGUCGAGUUACCGACCCUUUCAGAAGAAGCGCAGUCAGUGGCAGGCCCAUCCAAUGGUAAUCAGGGCUCAGAUCCUAGGCGGGUGGAAGACGAAGUUGCCGUCAUCAACGCUUCGCCUCCACCAGUGGUACCCAAAGCAAUCUGUGAUGAAAUAGCGUCCCUUUUAUCCGUCGGCGUUUCAACCGAACAGUCCAAGUUGACUUCAAAAGAAUUCCCACUAGUGUACGAGGUGGGUGACUUCUCACUUAUGCCUCCCAAGCCGGAUGCAUGGAUGAGUCGCCGAUCUAAGGAUAAAGGCGUUUUGAAAGCGGUCAAUGUAAAGGAAGAAGCUUUAAUUAGAACCCAGCUGAAAAUCAUGGACAUCGGUCCCCCUUUGAUUGACCUUUAUGCUCGGCUGGCUAAAAUGGAAGAGGCUACGACAAGUGAUAUGCGCCGCUCGGUCCAGGCUGCCUUGCAGCAGUGGGGUCGUGCUUUUGCCCACGUUUCAAAGAAACGGCGGGAGUCUGUUGUGCAUUUUACGGACCCCAGAGUGGAAUACCUUUUGAAAGACGAUAGCUGCUUUGCUACCGAGCGAGAGGACGGAGAGGAGGGGGCGAUCCCAGAGGCGGUCGCGGACGCGGGAAUCCCAACCCAAGAAGCGCACCCCAUCGUAUCGAUUAGUCUUAAAGUGGGCGCUCGAUUAAGUGUUUUCGCUGACAAAUGGUCAGAAAUUACCGACGAUCCCUGGGUUUUGAAGACGAUAUCCAACGGCCUUAAGAUCGAUUUUUUGUCAGAACCAUUCCAACGCUCAUCACCGCGUGAUGUGGUAAUGUCAGACGAGAUGCGAGCUGUUUGCUAG